CCGCGGCGCCUUCAGCUCCCUCUCCCGCGUCUCAGCCACUGCCUCCUCCUCGUUUUCCUCCUCUCUCCGGCCCGGGGGCCCGACCCCGCCGAGAUGCUCUUCCACAGCUUGUCGGGCCCCGAAGUGCACGGGGUCAUCGACGAAAUGGACCGCAGGGCCAAGAGCGAAGCGCCAGCCAUCAGCUCAGCCAUAGACCGGGGCGAGACGGAGACGACCAUGCCGUCCAUCAGCAGUGACCGGGCCGCGCUCUGCGCGGGCUGCGGAGGUAAGAUCUCCGACCGCUACUACCUACUGGCAGUGGACAAACAGUGGCACAUGCGUUGCUUGAAGUGCUGCGAGUGUAAACUCAACCUGGAGUCGGAGCUCACCUGCUUCAGCAAGGACGGCAGCAUUUACUGCAAAGAAGACUAUUACAGGCGGUUCUCUGUGCAACGCUGUGCCCGUUGUCACCUGGGCAUCUCAGCAUCAGAGAUGGUGAUGCGCGCCCGGGACCUGGUUUACCAUCUCAACUGCUUCACCUGCACCACGUGCAAUAAGAUGCUGACCACUGGCGACCACUUUGGAAUGAAGGAUAGCCUGGUCUACUGCCGGCUGCACUUCGAGGCGCUGCUGCAGGGUGACUACCAGGCCCACUUCAACCACGCCGAUGUGGCGGCGGCGGCAGCAGCGGCAGCGGCAGCUGCAGCCAAGGGCUCGGGUUUGGGCGCCGGCGGGGCCAACACCUUGGGCCUCCCUUACUACAACGGCGUGGGUACAGUGCAGAAGGGGAGGCCGCGGAAACGGAAGAGCCCAGGGCCUGGGGCGGACCUGGCCGCCUACAAUGCAGCACUGAGCUGCAACGAAAAUGACGGGGACCAUCUGGACAGGGACCAGCAGUACCCCAGCAGCCAGAAGACUAAGCGAAUGCGGACCUCCUUCAAACAUCACCAGCUGAGGACGAUGAAGUCCUAUUUUGCUAUUAACCAUAACCCCGACGCCAAGGACUUGAAACAGCUAGCACAGAAGACGGGUCUCACCAAGAGAGUUCUCCAGGUCUGGUUUCAGAAUGCCAGAGCUAAAUUCAGGCGGAACCUUCUACGCCAGGAGAAUACAGGGGUGGACAAGACCUCAGACUCCACACUACAGACGGGGACCCCAUCGGGCCCAGCCUCAGAGAUUUCCAACGCAUCCAUGAGCCCCUCCAGCACUCCCACCACCCUCACGGACUUGACUAAUCCCACAAUGCCAACUGUGACGUCUGUCUUAACUUCCGUGCCUGGGAGCCUGGAGGGCCAUGAGUCCAGGAGUCCUACACAGACAACUCUUACAAACCUUUUCUGAUGACGCUUUCCCAAUAAUUUCUUUAAAAAAGAAAUUAUCCUUUAGUUGAAUUCCAAGUGUAUUUUAAAUAGAGGCUUUGAGCAACUAACUAACCACAUUUUAGGAUCUCGCCUGGAAACAGAGGGGGAAAAAUGAGUGUUCUGGUAACUACAGAGUGUGGACUGAAAAUUAACUUGGAAGAUCUAUCCGCAACACAACAUUUGUGUAACUGUACAGUUUUGUGGACUGACUGAGCAAGGAAAACAAGAAUUAAUUUAAGUUGGCUAGAGCUUCUUGUAUUUCAAAGACUGCCACGUGCCUUAUAUACUGUUUUAUCUACAUACUGGAUUUCCCAUGUCCAUUUUCUCUCUUGCCUCCUUUUCUCUCUGUAUAUU
This is a messenger RNA of Trichosurus vulpecula (common brushtail), 1694 nucleotides long. It is a transcript of the gene LHX2, whose product is annotated as LIM homeobox 2. NCBI's taxonomy places the organism in Eukaryota, Metazoa, Chordata, Mammalia, Diprotodontia, Phalangeridae. The record is from RefSeq and is a predicted model, not a curated record. Gene Ontology annotation, cellular component: nucleus. Bases 94 to 1320 code for a protein of 408 amino acids. The transcript has 5 exons. Gene Ontology annotation, biological process: regulation of transcription by RNA polymerase II; neuron differentiation. Gene Ontology annotation, molecular function: RNA polymerase II transcription regulatory region sequence-specific DNA binding; DNA-binding transcription factor activity, RNA polymerase II-specific.